AUGACAGAGCCCAACUCUCCGCAAGGUAACCAUAUAUGUGCUGAGAGUCUCGGAGAGUCUCACACUCCAAUAUCACCAGCAUCCUCGUCGCGCGGGUGGUGGCGGACCUGGAAAUGGGCCGUCUAUACUUGGAUGUGCUAUGCGUUCCAUGUUAUCCUUAUCAUCAUACAUGUCGUGCUGUUGGCGCUGCACGAAUUCCGACGGGAGCAAAAUGUCGUCGUUCCUUCGAACAUCUCGAACAAUGUCGCCUCUGUCGGGGUCACGACCAUUUUACAGGUAUUCGGAACAGGUUACGGGAUCCUUCUGGUUUGGUUAACCCAACGGCUCGCUCUCCGCCGCGACCUCUUGCAGCACCAAACACUGACAGCAACUCAUGACAAGACUGGUGCAUGGAGCGGACUUGGUGCAGCACUAAGCACCCUUUUGGAUCAAUUCAAGUUAAAGGCCGCCGCGUGUGGUGUACUCUUGGUCAUGCUUUAUCUUGGAGGGAUUGCUGUUCUCCAUGUCACGUCAUGUUCAUUAAUGAGCCUCGUACCGUUCGACAACACACAUGUAGCCAAUGCUCCCACACAGUAUGGGAUGCUGAACUUGGCGAACCUGCCUCUUGACACCUACUGGAACACUGCAACGGCCCUCAUCCGAUCAAUUUCGGGGUACCCUGGACUAUUAAACACAACCGGGCUGAGGGGUGCUACCCUGUAUGAGACGUUACCAGCAAGGUCGGGCUAUGGUAAUGCUACGGUCGCUGCGGUUACGUUCGGUGCACAAUGCUAUUCUCUCACUAACGUCAGUGCUACGUUGAAUUCUGGCCUGAACGGGAGCUACACAGUAUCAGCGGCUGAUGGCAACCAACCUCCUGUGACCUACUCUCCAAUCUACUCUCUCUAUGAGAAUGUGACUUAUGAGGUCUAUGCAAAUGGGCGGGCAGUGACGAUUCUCGCUACGCCGCCCAUUCUGGAUGCGAAUAACAAUGCUGGAUCAACCUUUAACAUCACUCAAACUCGUCCCACAGUAGGUGAUGUCAAUGAAACGGAAACGACGACGAUCCAAAUCAUGACAUGCGUUCUAUCACUAUCGCAUCAAUCCGCGAUUAUUAAUGCCUCAACAAAUGACCUUCUGAGCAUAGACCCCGUAUCUCCUCUCAACUCAACAUGGACGCCCUGGCAGCUCAAUUCGACAGAGAAUCCUGACCCCGAACUGGACUGGUUCGGUGAUGCAUGGAGCUCAUCUGCUAUAUCGACUGACUUUUAUGGUCCCACCCAUUGUGGGGAGCAAGGAUGCCUCUUGAGUUUUUUGGAUGAGUACUUGAUGGCACUUCUAGGCUGGCAAUACAAUGUUACGGCUCUCAACCAAAGCAGUGUCCUGUCGUCCUCCAAUAAUACACUGUCUUACCUUGAAAGCUCUAUGGCGCAGGUAGCAAGUGCUGCUGCGUGGGCCGUCCUUACCACUUCUGGUUACUACACGAAUUCGACCGGAGAUACCUCCGUUGUUCAAUCAGAGUUCAAAUUACGUCUGAAUGUUUCCAUCGGCCUGUUUACUUCCAUUGCCCUCCUGGCAUUGUCUUCGUUCCUGAUCCAUAGUCCAAGAGUCGGUAAAGAACACGACGUAGACUCCUGUGGCAUCCUGCAAGUGAUAUGGCUUUCCGGUCACCAUGACGCAAUACAGAAGGAGAUCACGAAAGCAAAUUCCUCGUCGGCUGAACUCAGAAGAGCUGGCUUGGGCUGUACCACGGCAUUUGGCACUGAAGACGAAGUUAGACCUGCGGAAAGCUCUAAUACUCCAGAGGGGAAGUGCUAA
Messenger RNA from Pisolithus orientalis, 1797 nucleotides. RefSeq lists its product as uncharacterized. The coding region runs from base 1 to 1797 and encodes 598 amino acids. Lineage: Eukaryota; Fungi; Basidiomycota; Agaricomycetes; Boletales; Pisolithaceae. The record is from RefSeq and is a predicted model, not a curated record. The transcript has 9 exons.